CACUAGCUGAGCCUGGCGCCAUAGCUCUUCCUUUGCUUCUUCCCUCUCCAGAUCCUCCUGUAGCCAUCGCCUCGUCUCACUCGAAGUGACCGAAUCGGAUUGGGAGGAUGAGGAGGAGAGAUCAGACUGUGCUCGAUGAUGACGAACCGUCGAAGCGGGCUGAUGAGUCGCUAAGUAGGCUCUGAGCCUGUCCGCAUUCAGGUAGCCAUCUUCGCCCACGAGCGACAUGCCCCCUUGCUGCCUGGCUGGCCUGCCCUCUGCGCCUUUCUGCUGAGCAAACGACACGCGACUCGGCUGAUUCGGUCGAUUGACGACGUGCUUGGCCUGGCCUGAGGGCGGAUGCAGCUGGCCACAAGAGCGCUAUCGGGCCAUGUCGUACGCUUCAGACCACCGCACGCUAUCAACCAGUGGGCCUGCGCCGCUCCUCGGUUCGACAGCGACACGUACAGCCGACAACGGUCUUUGCACUCGUCCUCUCGUCCUUCCACCCGCACAGCCGUACCGCCAUCCGUAGCCCGACUGAAUACUUCCACACGAUGGUCUGUUGCUCUUGCGACGGACAGCGUCACGCCUCUGGCCGAGCAAGCGCCUGUCGGUACAACAGAAUCGCAAGCAGAGAGGAAGAAACGAUCUCGACGAAAGAGACAGUGGAGACGGCUCGGUCUGACGGUGGCUAUCGUCUUGAGCGUUGGCUUUGUUGCCUAUGAGACUGUUCGACCUUUCCGAUUGUUCACGCUGGCAAUAGGACGAUGCACUCUCGUUGGAAUAGCAGUAGGACACUGUAUUGUCGACUACAAGCUCCUCUUCCGACGCACCUUCACCGACAAGGAAGAGCGCCAUCAGGCUUACGAAGCCUGCCAUAAGAAAUGCGCCGAGAGGAUACUCGAAGUCCUCAAGACCAACGGUGGCAUCUAUAUCAAAUUGGGUCAACAUCUCUCGUCUGUCCAACUCAUACCCACCGCCUGGAGUUCGACGAUGGUGCCCCUGCAAGAUCAGUGCAAUCCUACACCGGUGAGGGAUAUAGAACAACUCUUUCUCACAGAUCUGGGCGUCACACUCCAAGACCAAUUCACAGAUUUCGAUCCGGAUCCUAUCGGCGUGGCAUCGCUGGCUCAAGUCCAUGUGGGCACAGAUAAGAGAUCGGGCAAGAGGGUGGCCAUCAAACUCAUGCAUCCCGAUCUCGAGGAUUUUGCCUAUGUCGACAUGAAGACGACGACAUUCAUGCUCCGCGUGGUCAAAUCCUUCUUUCCUGAUUUCGAGUUCACAUGGCUAGGCGAAGAAAUGGAAGAGAACCUUCCGCUCGAGAUGGACUUCCGUCAUGAAGCGGCAAACGCACGAAGAGCAACGAGAGAUUUCCAAGAUCUCAAAACGACCUCUCUCGUCAUCCCCGAAGUUCUCUGGUCAGAGCGCCGUGUCAUGGUCAUGGAGUGCAAGCUCAUUCACUCCCUGAGCGCUCCCUGCUCACGAAUCGAUAUACAAGGCGGCAGAGUAGACGAUCUCAAGUAUCUCCACGAUCACAACAUCGAUCGCAAUCGCGUCUCGCAAGAACUCAGCAGGAUCUUCUCUCAGAUGCUCUACAUCAACGGCUUCUUCCACGGUGAUCCUCACGGUGGUAAUCUCCUCAUCCGACCUGCCCAGCCUCACUCACGAAGCCCUUACAACUUUGAAAUCGUCCUGCUUGAUCAUGGUCUCUACUUCGAUGUCGACAGAGCGCUCAGAACGAAUUACGCCAGACUCUGGCUAUCGCUCAUCGCUCGUCCCUCGGCAAAGACAGAAGCAGAUCGGAGAAAGUACGCCAAACUCGUGGGCAAUAUCGAUGACGACCUUUACCCCAUCUUUGAAUCCGCCAUCACCGGGAGAGCAUCGUUGGGCAAAGCAGGAGGAGGGAGUAUGAUGGAUCUGGCCAACCAGACGCCAGAAGAAGCACAUCGCAUCAGAGUUGCAGUAGUCGAAGAAGGUCUGCUCACGAGUAUCUUUGACCUGCUCAGACGGGUUCCUCGGCGUCUACUUAUGGUUCUCAAACUCAAUGAUCUGACAAGAUCGCUCGAUACUGCAUUGAAGCCAACUCAUCCUCCCUAUCGCAUCUGGCUCAUCGUGGCAGAGUUCUGCACGAGAGCAGUAUGGCAAGACGAUCAACGUCAACUAUCGGAAGAACGAGUCUCGACCGGUCUUUCCCUCUCGCUCAUCCGACGAUCCGUCUCUUCUUGGUUUGGCUUCCAGCUCUGGCACCGCGGUCUACUGUUUGCAGAGACGCUGGCCGAUCUGCGAGCAAGCUGGGUUCUCUACCGAGAUUGGAUAACGGGUUUGACCGUGGGCGGAUUCGAAGAGGCCCGUCGACGUAGAUCUGGCUUGCAUACGUUGGACUAAUACCCCCCGGCUAUCGCAAAGAUGUUGUACUUGCAACCUCGAUAGAUUGUCGCACGUCUCAUCAUGUGAGCGAGUCCUCCAUGUCCGCAUACCACUGUGGUGGGUUUUGAGGUAUCGCGAUCAGUGACGUAUCGAACAGCUCGACGUAUUGCUGCUCCUCCCUUGAGCGAUGUCGAUCAAUCGUUUCCGAGAACAUACCUCUGCUUGAAAACGGGCUUUCGAAGCUGCAAAGGAGAUAUACUCUGCUAUGGCCGCAGAGAAGGACCAAUGCUCCAGCUUACGCAAG
Molecule: messenger RNA, 2653 nt
Organism: Mixia osmundae IAM 14324
Lineage: Eukaryota; Fungi; Basidiomycota; Mixiomycetes; Mixiales; Mixiaceae
Exons: 7
Coding region: 340-2367 (675 amino acids)
Biological process (GO): lipid homeostasis; mitochondrion organization
Cellular component (GO): mitochondrial inner membrane
Source: RefSeq, a predicted model, not a curated record